Molecule: messenger RNA, 4998 nt
Organism: Cadophora gregata
Lineage: Eukaryota; Fungi; Ascomycota; Leotiomycetes; Helotiales; Ploettnerulaceae
Exons: 4
Coding region: 369-4742 (1457 amino acids)
Molecular function (GO): protein binding
Source: RefSeq, a predicted model, not a curated record
AAGAGAGGCGUCGCUGGCCUUCUCUCCCUACGUGUAGAUUUGGGUUUGGAUCUAACGCGGUAAAGUUUAGCGCCACGAAGCGACCGCUCCAUGAGCUCCACGGCUCCAGCGAACUUUCUUUACAGCAAAGCAGAAAUUGUUGCUCCCAGCUUAACACCCAAACCCACCUACAACGAUCCAAAAUCUACGUGACUCUCACUGAAAAUCAUCUUCGCGCUGUAAGAUACAAGCCCGCCGGUCUUUGUCAACCAGAAACACACUAUUGAAGACCUCAAUUCUCGCGUUUUCGAAUCGCGAAUCGAAUCCUCGGACCCUAGGAUCGAGAAUUUGCUCCAUACAAUCAAUCUUGCUAGCGAUCAAUUCUAGCCAUGCCUUCCCAUCUACCAUCAAGCUUUGCAUCUGCAGCUGCAGGAUCCAGCCGUGAUACUCGAAAUGGAAGAGGUGACGGUCGAGGGAGCGGGGAUUGGAGUCGAAGAGAACAGAGACCUGCUAAUGGUACCUUGACCCUACGACGCAACUCCCAAGCCCCCUUUACUCAACCAACCCAAGAUGCUCCACCUCAAACACCUGGCGCAGAAACACCUGGCUUGUCGCAACAAUCAAACCCUUAUGACUCAACUCCAUCAGGUGGUCGGUAUUCGAAGCAGGAUAUACUCGAUAUUGCUGCCGCGCGGAAGGAAGUUGGACAGAAUAAAGAUGUCUCAGCCCUCUUCAUGGGAGGCUGGGACCCGGAGAACUCCAGCAAUACCAACGGUCGCAGCGGAUGGGGCAAAACCGGUGAUGGCAGAGAUAAUUAUGGACCGGAAGUGUGCUGGAACCGAAAUGGAGAUUCUCAUCCAAUUGCCUUUGAGGAAAUGUCGGACGCAGAAAAGACUCUUUUUUCUACCGAUGUCAACUCGCCCUUGAAACCUCCACCACAGAACUCUAACAAGGAUCAGAAUGCGCAGGGCACUGGUACCAAUGGUCGCAAGACAUCUGUCUCUCACGGACAAAACUCUGGACCAUUUGGACUCUCCUCACCAGCAUCGAGCCGACCAAGUACGAGACGACAAUUGACCACUGAUGGUGCCUUGCAAUCACCCUCUGGAUCGGGUCGCUUUUCUAGAGAUGAACCCUCUCCAUUUUUUAGUCGUAAAUUCAAUGACACAAAGGAUGGACAAGAUGAUCGCACCGAGGAUUCAAAGCCUGGCUUGCCUUUUGGAGGCUUGAUGCGAAGCAACACAGCUGGCAGUGCACUUGGGAAUGGACCUGCAUCUCCUUGGGGCCCUUCCUCGGCAAAUGUUGCAAUGUCUCCAAUGGGUAACUUUGGGAGCUUUGCACUGGGAGGCUCUGCGGCCAAUCCCCCAACUCCACUGGAUAAACGACCAGCGUUGGGACGAGGAGAAAGUCGCCUAGCACACUUGAUGCCCAAGGAAAGUGCCGAGGAUCUUUCGAAAACUGCAGACAGGCCAUGGAGGACCAGACAGCGGACCGACACAGACCCCUUUGGAGAUGACGCCCCAACUGGAAGUGCUGCCUUGGGUGGCGGUCAAGAUUCGAGCCCACCAUUCAAUCCCCAGCAGCGAGCUCCUGGCGUAGACACUCCAGUUCGAGGAAACUCGAGUGAUUUCGGAAUGUCUGAAAUGCCAAGUUUUGCUCAGCGUGGCCAAGCACACCAAACGCCAGCUCGCCACAACGAGCAUGAGCCCAUGAGCCCAUCCGACACCAACCCUUACCGUAGUCCUCCGGAUGAGAAGCACCAUGCGGAUGAUUCGAGCUUCGAUGGCGAGCCUGCUCAUCAUAGUCGUGUUCAAGGCCUUGGCGGUAUCCCGGAGCACGCCCCGAACACGUACGGAGGAUUACCUCGAGCAUUCACAAACACGUUUGAGGGAAGCGAUCGGAGUCAAAAUUCUAGUGCUGGUGCUACGAGAGGAUUUCCACCUCUUUCUGGACUUCCAAGUGGCUUUGGAGGGUUAGGAGGAUGGCCAACGAGUGGCAAUCCCCUUUCCACCCCAGACCGUGAACGACAAGCAUUUGCAUCAAAUGCAUUCGGUAGCUCUGUAUUUGGCCCAAUGGGAGAGCUUCAGUCCCCAAGUGUCGGAAUGAACAGCAUGUUUGGCCCAUCUGGUAACGUUAGCGGGACCAAUACCAUUGGGCGUGGAAGCAGCAAGCUUGGGUCUUUGUUCCCCGCAGCCAUGCAAGCUCAGAUGCAGAAUGCGGACAGCGAGCAGCAUUCUGGUGACGGAGGCGACAUGCGCCAAAGCAGUGCAUUUGGAGCAAUUGGCAGAAACACGUUUCCUCCAAGAGAUACAGACAGUCCAAUGCGCACUGUGAGACAUCCUUUCGAAGAUCUGUUUCCGUCCAGCGAUGCCGCCAGAAACCAAGGACCAUUCUCAUCUGCCGAGACCGCCCCGGGCCAAACGGCUACAUCGUUCUCACAAGCCCCUUCUGCUCAAGCCAACUAUGUACAGUCCCAAGCAUCAUCUGACUCUGCUUCCAAUCAACUUCCUGCAUCGCAGCAGCGCAUGAUGGUAAUGCCAGACAGAAUGAGAUGGGUGUAUCUUGAUCCUCAAGGCAAAGUACAAGGUCCUUGGUCAGGUUUGGAGAUGCAUGACUGGUACAAGGCGUCGUUCUUUACUGCAGACCUCUCUGUGAAGAAGGUUGAGGAUACAGAUUUUGAGCCACUUGGUCAGUUGAUCAGACGUAUUGGAAAUUCCCGCGAACCUUUCCUCGUCCCUCAGAUUGGCAUUCCUCACGGCCCACCAACUUCACAAGGCGCUGCAUUUGCUCCUGCCGCAGCUGGUCCUGGAAAUGCUGCUCAACCUGGGGCGGUUCAACCGCCAUUUGCAAAUUCGUUCCCAAGCUUUGGUACGACAUUGACAGCAGAGCAACAGAAUAAUUUGGAGCGACGCAAGCAGGAGGAACAAUUCUUGAUGGCUCGUCAAAAAGAGUUCUUAGCUCAACAGCAGGUCAAUGCCAAGCAGAUGCAAAUGGGUGGAAUUGGCGGACUUCAUCACCAAACCAGCGCUCAUAGCCUUCAGAGUCAGCCUAGCUUUGGAAGCAUGAACUCUCCUAUUGGCAUGCCACAACCUCCAAUGCCGAAUGUCACUGGAUUCUACGAUGGGCCCCCAAGACAGUUUCCUGCCCCACCAACAGAGGGCAUUGCAUCCAGCUUUUUUCGUGAGGAAGAACUCGCACGUUUGUCACUCCGGGACCGCCAGCAGCUUUUCAAUCCCGCUGUACCUGGCCCACAGCAAUCGACCCAUGCCCAACAGAUAGCAUCACUCUUUGGCCCAAACUCCGAGGCUCAGCGUCAGGCCGCUAGAAUGGAACAAGAUGACCCUUCUGGUUUCAAUGCUCGUCUUCAAGAGUUCCAACAGUUGAGAGCUCAACACGAGUUGGAGGAAGCAAAUCAAGCUCAUGGCAUCUCGGAGCCGAUCGCCCCACCUCAACAUCAAGAGCAGGAGCCAGCUUAUCACAAUGAUGUCGAGCCUGAGCCAGAAGUCCCUGAAACUAAGGAGCAACCAUUGUCUCUGACGGAGCAAGUUCAGAAGGCAAAGUCGGCCAAGCAAUCACCUGUCGCUCCUGCUCAGCCAGAGUCACCAUGGGGUAAAGUUACAACCACAGGUUUCCCAAUGCCAUUCCCUCCACCACCUCAGUCCACAACUCCGUUGCCGGCUCCUACCGCGCAGCGUGGUCGCUCUACCCUCCCUGAUGCAUUAAAUGUCGAAGUCAGAUCGCGUUCUGAGACCCCUGAAGUCCCUAGCGCCACACCUUCUCUCGCACCAUGGGCCAAAGAGCCAUCGGAGGCAGCCAGAGGUCCAUCUCUGAAAGAGAUUCAAGAAGCAGAAGCAAAGAAAGCCGCCAAGGCCGAAGAAAUUGCUGCAGCUCAGCGCCGCGCAAACUAUGAGCAGGAGUUGAAGAUGCUUACCAGUGUUGCCACUGCCCCCGCUCCAGGACUACCGACAACUUCUACCUGGGGCAACACUGGUUCGCCUGCUACCCCUACUAAUGCUCCAUCUGCAUGGGCAAAGCCUGCUGCCUCUAAGGUUCAAGUUUCGACUGCCUCCGCUGCAUCUAAGAAGACUUUGGCAGAUAUUCAGAGGGAAGAAGAAUCGCGGAAGCAGAAAGCUGCUGCUGCAGUUCUCGCAGCUCAACCUGCUGUAUCUGCCGGGAAGCGCUAUGCCGAUCUUGCAAGUAAAGCCAGCCCGCCUGUACCUCUCGCUGGCUCACCUUGGUCCACUGUUGGGGCCGGCGGUAAAGUUCGAAUCCCAACCGGACCUGCUGCAUCUUCUCCUCAACCAACGCGUGCUGUGAGCAGUGCAACUGUUCCUACGGUUUCUGCACCCCGUGUCACAAGACCAGCAGCCACUGUACGUAGCGCAACUGAAUCAGCUGGCUCUAAUGCAGCUAAGGAGGAGUUUGUCAAGUGGGCGAAGGCUACUCUGGCGAACGGUCUAAACUCAGACAUCAAUGUUGAUGAAUUUAUCGUGACCCUUAUGGCACUCCCAGCCGAGGCUGGCAUUAUCGCCGACAGUAUCUACGCCAGCUCCAAGCUGAUGAAUGGAAAUGAUUUUGCUGUUGAAUUUCUUCGACGCCGUGGCCUUUCAGAGAAAGGAAUUGUUGAGCCUGCCAACAACGGAUCUGGCCUCUCUGGUGAUAAGUCAGGUGGAUGGAACGAGGUCGCAAAGAAGGGACCACCCAAAGAGGAACCAACUGCAGGUUUCAAGGUCGUCCCCAACAAGAAGAAGGGGCGUAAGUGAACAGCUGUACGAUUAAUGUAUGAAUACACGUGUACACGUUUUAGCAUAGCCAGGAUUGUCGAGCACGAUGGUUUUUGUGCAUCAUUCGGUGCAUAUCAGCGAGCGUAGUAUAGUGGCUGUACUCGUCGGGUAUUGCGAGGUUUAUAUGUUUUGAUAGCUGCAUAAUUUAUGUACUGAUAUGUGCUGAUAUUAGUUUCCGUGAGUGAAGUAACGAAUGAUAGAGGUGAAUGAAGCAGCUUUCCAAAGCAGUCUGAUG